Messenger RNA from Saccostrea echinata, 1146 nucleotides. RefSeq lists its product as uncharacterized. The coding region runs from base 1 to 1146 and encodes 381 amino acids. The record is from RefSeq and is a predicted model, not a curated record. Lineage: Eukaryota; Metazoa; Mollusca; Bivalvia; Ostreida; Ostreidae. The transcript is spliced from 3 exons.
AUGGGAAUAACAAAUUCAAUAAAAACAGUGAUAUCAACUUUACUGAUAGUCCAAGCAUAUUUGGUAUAUGGGAAAACAUACUCAGAAUGCUUACAGGAUGUAGAAAACGGCGUUUGUCAGAGAUAUUCCCACAUCACAAUUUGUACCAAUGACGGCGUCGUCCAUAACGGUGUAUGUGAUUAUCAAAGGGCCAUUUGUGAUGCCUUCUAUAACCGUCACAUUUCUCUCACAGUAACGGGGACCGGAGCGAAUGGUGUCUGCAACUUCACCCAUCAUAUCACCUCUACGUCUCCUCGCCCUCUCUCCAGUGUAGAGACAAAUCUAUACCGAGCCAUCGCAAAUGGUAUAGAUAGUCGACUCCUACGGACGCAGUCAGCAGGGACAGAAGUUUCAGAAGCCAUUAAAAUCUUCUCCAAACAGGAUCACGUCCAUAAAGUCUAUAUCAGAAAUUCAGAUUGUUGGGCUCAUGACCUUGACCUUACAUGUAUCUCACCUUGGAACAGCAAUGGCCACAACCGUAAAGCGGGGACGCUGAUUUCUCCUCGGCAUGCUAUCUGGGCCAGACACUACAACAUGCCAAUUAAUACGACAUUACGCUUUGUUGAUCUGAACAAUAAGGUUGUGGAACGAAAGAUUAUCAAAAUCCACGCUCUUCCAGUUCCAGCUCAUAUGAACUAUCAUAGCGGGUAUGACAUGAUGAUUGGACUCCUAGAUCAAGACGUUCCGUCCUCCAUUACUUUUGCAAAGGUCCUUCCCAGAAAUUUCACGGAGAUAUAUGGUUCCCAUGUGAAUCACGUCCUUCCAGUUCUGAGUACUGAUUACGAAGAGAAGGCUCUAGUAGACGAUCUCCGUAUGAUGCACGGCAAAAUGGUCACCCUUACUGUGCCAAAUUUAUCAUAUCGCCACGCUUUCUAUGAGAGUAAAAUUGUUGGAGACAGUGGAAAUCCCAGCUUCUUUGUAAUCGACAACCAGUUAGUGUUCUUGUUUGUCUUCACUUACGGUGGAGCUGGUGCAGGCACUUCCGUUCAAUUUCAUUAUGACGACGUCAAUCACGUGAUGAAGAAUCUUGGUGGCGGGUACGCUUUAACCGAGAUCGAUUUGUCCAGCUAUGCUAAUGACUUACAAAUCACGAAUAUAUUUGGAUGA